Trichoderma harzianum CBS 226.95 is the source of this 1302-nucleotide messenger RNA. RefSeq lists its product as hypothetical. Lineage: Eukaryota; Fungi; Ascomycota; Sordariomycetes; Hypocreales; Hypocreaceae. The coding region runs from base 1 to 1302 and encodes 433 amino acids. The transcript has a single exon. The record is from RefSeq and is a predicted model, not a curated record. Gene Ontology annotation, biological process: regulation of DNA-templated transcription; aflatoxin biosynthetic process. Gene Ontology annotation, cellular component: nucleus. Gene Ontology annotation, molecular function: DNA binding.
AUGUCAGAUCAACGAAGUACCGAGAUAAUAGGAACUUCUGUUACAUCUUCCUCCGGCCAUACUAUUACGAACAUGACUGUAAACUGCAAAGGUUGCUUUGAGUCUGCUCAUCUUUCCCAGAACUUCAUGUUGAGUAGACCUUUCAAUGAUGAUAUGGCAGUCGUAGACCACUCAGGUGUCUUUUCAGCAUUCGAAGAAGGCUGUGGUAACAUGCCUGCUAGUUUGAGGGAUCCUGGAUCUGAGAUGGACAGACUGGGCUUCUUUCCGCCUCCAACAGUGCCUGAGCUGUAUCAGCCGCCUUCUCCUUGUUGUGACACUGCCCCAUUUUUGGUGUCUACAGAAGAUACGACGGGAUUUGACAUUUCGGAGUCAAUAAGUAUUCCAGAGGACUCAUCAUGCAGCUGCUGUAGCAGCAUUGGCAGGUCGGAGAUUUCGUCAGCCCGCUUCUCCUCCAUCGGUCCCUCCACCGCCUCCCCUGCAGACAUGUCAACAGGAGGAACGAGCCCUGCAGAUAUUCCCAAAAUCUUGGCGUGUCAAUGUUUGAACCAAGCUCUUCAACUCUUGAAGAAAGUAUCCGGAUCAUUAUGGGCGUCUUCAACAGCCCCCGGCAGAGAGGAAUUAUGGACCCGCGUCAGUUCCAUUGAGACUCAGUCUCAGUGUAUCCAGGCGAUGCUGUCAGAAAAUAGACAGUGCCUGGGAGCCAUAGACAAUAUUUUGGCAUGCCCUAGCACUGAUAAGGACAGCAUGUUACCGGGGAUUCUCUGCAUGGUUCUCCUUAAGAUCUUGGACAGAUACUCGAAUAUGGCAUGGAGCCGACCACGGCUAUCUCAUAGGCGCAGCCGUGACACAGCCGAAGUUGGAUCAAACAUGAGCGGUUAUUUAAUAAUGGAAACUGGUCUAAUGACAUCAACUCUCCAUCUAGACACAUUUAUAUCAAACGAACAAGGGCAGACGCAACAUAUCCACCUUGACCGUGGUGCAUCUCAGCUCAGUGACGACGAGGAAUUCGGACGCGCCAUCUCCCAUCUUGUUCUUGGGGAGCUACACUGGGCGCAAAGAUUGGUGGACAAACUGAUGGCUAGGCUUAAAUGUGUUGACUGCUAUAAUGCAAGCCGUCCAACACAACAAAGCUGUCGCUGGGAAAACAGGCAACAAACGAUUCCGUUGCCGAUGGAGGAGCAUGCGGACCCUGGUCUAACAUCAUCUUUCUCAGCAGGGACUUUGGAGCACAUGGCCACUGACAUACAAAAGAGGCUCACCACAUUGUCCUCAGUUAUCCUUAAUCAGCUACGCCAAAGCUGA